CACUCUCUUUUAUUUCUGCUUUGGUUUACUAGUGGAGCCGUAGAGGUAGCCAUAUUCAGGAUUUAUCAGCGUUCAAAACAAGGAUUUGUUAGUUGAUCACGGAAGGUGGCUUUUGACGUUCGGGUCAAUACUGGGUGUUUUUUAGCGUCAAGUUCCAUCUGACGGUGUUUCUCCUUUGCUUGUCGGAGAAAAGACGAGCCAUGUACAAUGGGAUUGGCCUGACAACUCCGCGGGGCAGUGGCACCAAUGGGUAUGUACAGCGCAACCUGUCAAGCCUGCGGGUCAAACGUCCACGAGAUGAGCGUGGUGGAGAGCGGGAUGAGAAAGACAGGGAGAGACUUGAGAGCCAGCUCAACAGGCAGCCCAAUGCUGAAAUCUUGGAGCACCAACGAAAGAGGCAGCUGGAAGUCAAGUGUGCUGAACUGCAGGAUAUGAUGGAGGAACAAGGGUAUUCAGCUGAGGAAAUCGAGGAGAAGGUGAACACUUUUCGUUUGAUGCUGCAGGAGAAGCAGGAGCAGCCUCCUGCCGCGACGGAGAGACCAGUGGUGACAGAGAGUCAUGCCCUGGCUGCAGCCAAUCAGCAGAAGAACGACCGUCUCAGAGCUGCGUUUGGUAUCUCCAGUGACUAUGUGGAUGGAUCAUCCUUCCAUGCUGAUCGGAAGGAGAAGGAGAAAGAGAAGAGGGAACAAGAGCGCCUGGAAAGGGAGAGACAGCAACAAAAAUAUGUGUUGGUGGAGGAUUCAGACAGUUCUGAUUCUCCUCCCAGGAAGCGGAGUAGGAAGAAGAAAAAGAAAACCAAGAAUAGAGACAGCAGCUCAGAGUCAGUGUCUCCAUCUCCUCGCAGAGAGAAGAAGAAAUCCAAGAAGAAGAAAAGGAAAAGGCAAACAUCGGAAAGUGAAGAUGAGGACAGUGAGUCUCCAGCACCAUUGAGGUCAGGAGAACAGCUCCAAACGACAAAGGCAGGUGAAGAAGGAAGAAAGGGGAGAUCACCUGAUAGGACGCAAAUGUACAGUGAACAUAGCCCACAUCAGCAGAAAUAUGGAAGGUCUGUGCGGCCUCAAAGUCCCAAGAUCAACAUUGAGACAGACAAAACCUCUAAGAGAAGGCAUGACUCUUCAUCUCCUUCUCCAACGCCACAGACAGGGAAAAGGAGCAGAGAGAUUGAAAAGGAAAGCAUCUCCCGAAGCAAUGAAGUGACACGUGAGCGAGACAGCGAUUCAAGAAACAAGGAGAUGGAAAGCAACAAGGGGCGACAUUGGACCAGCAAGGGAAUUGAGAGGGAGGAGAGGUUUUCACAGAGGACGGAAAGUCAAAAAGAUAGGGGUAGGGAUUCUAGAAGCAAAGAGGAGAGGGAAAAGGGGAGGCGUUCAGGAAGCAAAGAGAUUACUCAGGAGAAGGGGAGACGUUCAAGAAGUAGGGAUAUGGAUAGGGAGAAGGGGAGAUGUUCCAGAAGCAGAGAGGUGGACAGGGAGAAGGGGAGGCGGUCCAGAAGCAGAGAGGUGGACAGGGAGAAGGGGAGGCGGUCCAGAAGCAGAGAGGUGGACAGGGAGAAGGGGAGGCAGUCCAGUAGCAGAGAGGUGGACAGGGAGAAGGGGAGGCGGUCCAGAAGCAGAGAGGUGGACAGGAAGAGGGGGAGGCGGUCCAGAAGCAGAGAGGUGGAAAGGGACAGGGGGAGGCGGUCCAGAAGCAGAGAGGUGGAAAGGGAGAGGGGGAGGCGGUCCAGAAGCAGAGAGGUGGAGAGGGGGAGGCGGUCCAGAAGCAGAGAGGUGGACAGGGAGAAGGGGAGGCGCUCCAGGAGCAGAGAGGUGGACAGGGAGAAGGGGAGGCGCUCCAGGAGCAGAGAGGUGGACAGGGAGAAGGGGAGGCGUUCCGUAAGCAGGGAGGUGCAGAAAGGAAGCUCUUUAAGGAGUGGAGAAAAGAUGGAAAAAGACAAAGGCAAGGACCAUGCCCCUCAAAUAAGAUGUGGUUCCUUGUCAUCCCUUUCUCCUUCUCCACUUAGACAGGAGAACAGACGUUUUACCAGCACUGUGCAGGUGAAUGAUAGGGCAAAAUGGGACGAAGAAAUUAGACAUUACGCCUCAUCGCCCUCACCUCCUCCUCAAAAGGAGAUGACAAAAAGAGAUGGAAGUGAAGACAGAAUGUACAGAGGAGAGCAAGGUCAACACCCAAGGUUACAGAAUGACAGCCGGAACACAGAACAGACUGUACAGGAGAGAGUCGUUUCUCCUCAUCAACAGACACAUGACAGAAGGAGAGAUGAUCCUGUCCAGACCUCAGCUGAAAUUCGACAAGAUGGGUUAAGAUGUGCAGAGAAAGGAAGGAAUGAAAGACAAGAGAUGAGACAGGAAAAGCCAAGUUCUCCAAGAAAUGAAAAAUGUGAUGAAAGUAUGAAAAAGGCAGAGAAAAGAAUUGACAGCAGUAGCAGUGAAAGUGACAGUGAUAGCUCUUCAUCCUCAUCAUCUUCUUCGUCCUCAUCAGAGUCAUCUUCAUCAUCCUCUUCAUCUGAAGAUGAGAGAGAAGUGAAGAAAUCUGGGUCUGACAUUGGAGCUGCAGUUCAGAAGUAUUUAACCAGUGGCAGAAAGGAAAGUCUUACCUCUGUCACAGAUAAUGAUGCACAUAGAGGACUUUUGAGGGAAGGAGGUGAUGGAGAUACAUCUUCAUCAGAAAGCGAACGACCUCCCAACCAGAUUACUGAAAGUUACCUGCCAAUGAGAGGACAGGAGCGAUAUAGCCCGACACAAAUUGACAGCCCCAGCCCACCGUCUCUCUCGUACAGCAGAGUGGAUGGGAAGAGAGAUGGUAGUAGGUACUCUCCUCAAGGAGCUAAUGUCGAGAAUGUGAAAAUGGAGGCCAAAGUGGGUGAGAGGGAGGCAUCCCAGAGGGUUUCAAGUUGUAGUCCCUCAGCCAGGAGGUCAGGAACUCCCCCACAGAAAACAUCUGACACCAACUUGGCUCGUCGCACUCCACCAAGGCAGUACCAGGAACCCUUGUUUCGGUCAAAGAGAGAUACUCCUCCUCAAGCCUGGUCAGACCGGGAGAGAGAGAAGGAGAGACGGACAGUAAGUGCAAGAGGGUAUGACCAGGGCACAAAGAAAUACAGCCAGUCCGGGUACAGUAGCCUGAGAAAGAGCAGCAGGUCGAGAUCUAAGAGUCUGAGGAAGCAGGGCCAAUCCAGAGUCAAAAGUCUGAGGAGGCAAAGCCGGUCCCGAUCCAGGGCCCUGAGAAGAAGCAGCCGGUCCAGAUCCAGGAACUUCAGGAGGCACAGCCGGUCCAGAUCACGGAGCCCAAAGAGACACAGCCCUCCAAGAUCCAUGAGCCCGAGAAGGCACAGCAGGUCCAGAUUUUGGAGCCCAGAGAGGCGCAUCCGGUCUAGAUCCAGGAACCUGAGAAGGCACAGCCGGUCCAGAUCCAGGAGCCCAAAGAGACUCAACCGGUCCAGAUAUUGGAGCCCGCGGAGGCGCAGUUGUUCCAGAUCCAGGAGUCCAAAGAGGCACAACCGGUCCAGAUCCAGAAGCUUGAGGAGGCACAGCCCACUCAAUAGGUCACGUCGUGUUCCUUCACCACAGUACCAAAAGAGGAAAAAUCGCUCCUUUUCUCCAGAAAAGGCACAAGAAAAGGAUGGUGUGACAAGCAAGCAGAAGGCAUCUGAAAGGAAAAAUGUGCAAGAAAAGGAAUGUGCUCCCGCACUCUGCCAAUCCUCUUCUUCCUCUUCCAGCUCAUCUUCAUCCUCACCUUCACCUCUGCGGGAAACUAAACCCAAGAAACCUUUAUUAGUGCAAGACUGUGACAAAGGAGUGAACGGAGAAGAGAAAAGCCAUUCCGCUUUUUCAAAGGCCCCAUUGAGAGACUCUUCAUCUUCAGGCGGUCGAGCCUCCCAGUCAGAAUGCACACGCUCUGAUACAACGUUUGGAAAGUCACUGUUUACCAGCCAGCAACAAACCCAUCAGUCCUUGCCAAGUCCAGCUGAAAAGCAGGUGUCACCAACAGCCCGUCAAACAUCACAGCAUGCAGUGAGCAGAGGUGGCUCUGUGAACAGAAACAAGGCAAAUACAAACAAGAAAAGCAACAGCUCUAGCUCCUCGUCCUCUUCCUCCUCCUCUUCUUCCUCAUCAUCUUCUUCCUCAUCAUCAUCCUCUUCUUCAGAUAGUUCUGAUUCUGAGACGGAGCAAGAGAAACGGAAGGCCAGACUUCACAGCUCAUCAUCUUCAUCAUCUGAGAAUGAAAAGAAAGCUCAGAAAAAGAGCACUCCCGGGCCUCGGAGGGUGACAGCUGACUCUCUGAGAGAUUCUCGCUCACUCAGUUAUUCUCCUCCAAGAUACAUGAGAGCUGGAGCUUCAUCACCCAGCCGCAGGAGUGGCAGCAGACAGUCAUCCAACAACUCGUCGAGCAGCAGGCGCAGGAAGUAAGCCACCAGCGGAACACCUACUGUCACCUGUUCACCUCUGUCUGGUCCGACACAGCAGCACAGAGUGGACCGCCCAUGUACAGUGAAGCCACACCUGUAAACGUCAGAUCCCAACGUCAGAUCGUGUACAUGUCUUUUUAAGAACUGAGGAAACUUGUUAAGGUGAAACAGCCCUUGGUCAUCAUCUGUCCUCAAACCAUUUGUUCCAUUCUAAAUGUAGAUAUGAGCUAUCUGUAUUUUACUUAAUAUCUCCUAACAGUUUUCCAUUUAUUAUGAUUAGAACGUGCCGUAUAUGGUUUAUUUCCUUGUUGCAAAUGGUUAAUAAUAAUAAAAAGCAGGUUGUUAAUUUUAUCUGUAUGGCUUUCUCUAA
Thalassophryne amazonica is the source of this 4775-nucleotide messenger RNA. RefSeq names its product serine/arginine repetitive matrix 2 (gene srrm2). The transcript has 15 exons. The record is from RefSeq and is a predicted model, not a curated record. Bases 201 to 4406 code for a protein of 1401 amino acids. Lineage: Eukaryota; Metazoa; Chordata; Actinopteri; Batrachoidiformes; Batrachoididae.